AUGUCUCGACGCGGCUUUGCAACGCACCGCGAGCGCUCGCCCGAGGCCGCGGAUGAGCGCAACGGCCGCCUGCGAACGGAGGGGGGGCGCGCCGACGUACACGCGCCGAUGCUGCAGCACGUGGAGGGGCUCUCGGAAGAGGCGCUAUACGCGGCCAUGUGCCCCAGCGAUGGCGAGGCGCUGCCGCCAGGGUGGGAGAAGGUGGUGUAUCACGGCACCACCGUCUACCUCGACCAUAUCGCGCGCGAGGCGCAUGAGGUGUGGCCGUGGGAGGUAUGGCGNCGGCACCACCGUCUACCUCGACCAUAUCGCGCGCGAGGCGCAUGA
Messenger RNA from Trypanosoma grayi, 327 nucleotides. RefSeq lists its product as hypothetical. NCBI's taxonomy places the organism in Eukaryota, Euglenozoa, Kinetoplastea, Trypanosomatida, Trypanosomatidae. The transcript has a single exon. The record is from RefSeq and is a predicted model, not a curated record. Bases 1 to 327 code for a protein of 108 amino acids.